Molecule: messenger RNA, 1269 nt
Organism: Tachyglossus aculeatus (Australian echidna)
Lineage: Eukaryota; Metazoa; Chordata; Mammalia; Monotremata; Tachyglossidae
Product: fMet-Leu-Phe receptor-like
Biological process (GO): G protein-coupled receptor signaling pathway
Cellular component (GO): membrane
Molecular function (GO): G protein-coupled receptor activity
Source: RefSeq, a predicted model, not a curated record
AUGAGUAUGGAGUCACCGGGUUUGAAGAGCCGCCUAGGCCAAGGCAAGAUGGCGGGGCGUGGAAGAAGGAGGAGGAGGAGGAGACUUCGGGGCCACUCCAAGGGAGGCUUGCAUUGGGAGUUAGAGCUGGGUUGGUUCUGGGGCUGGGAUUGGCCUGGGCUGGUGUUGGGGCUGGGGAACCUGUCCCAGCAAGUCUCCCCAGGACCUGCGAACAACCUUCGCCUCUUUGAGCCCUCCACGGCUGACCCCUUCUCGGACAGGCGUGAGCCAGGGAGAGCAUGGCCAGCCCCAACAAUGGCUCCUGUGCCAUCAAUUUCCCAAGCAACAGCUCCUGCGCCAUCGAUUUCAAGGCUUUCAAGUCCUGCUAACCACCAGUGGAAGUUUGGGUUCCCUUCCUGCCUGCUGUUGGCCAUCAUCUUCGUAACCAACUUCUACGCCAAGAUUGGCUUCCUGUGCCUGGUGGGCCUGGAGCGUUGUGUCGGCGUCCUGUGGCCCCUGCUCUGGAGAACUUGGCAUUCCCCGCAGCUGGCAGCCCAGGUCAGCUUGGCCUGGUGGGUGUUCGUGGUCACUUUGAGCACGGUGGGCCGCUACUUCCUACUCUUUGACCCAAACUACAACGAGACACUCUGUUCUGAAGCAUUCCCGCCGGGGCGGAGGUACAUCCUGUUCAAAAUCAGCACCGCCCCUUUGACAUUCUUCGGGCCCCUCCUCUUCGUGAGCGUCAGCUACGGAAUCAUCCUGAGGGAGCUGCGAAGAGUGGCGUUCCUGGCAACCAGGAGGCAAAUUUUCGCCUGCGUCUUCCUCACCAUCAUGACCUUCUUCCUGGUGCUGGGGCCGAACCAGGGUGUUUCCGUCUACAGGUUCAUAUCUCUCCAAUCCGUGAAUAACACAUGCGGGGAAAAGUGUCUCUGUUAUGUAGAGGAAAAACUGGUCAGCCCUCAGAACGUGACAUGGUGUCUGAUGGUCCUCGGGAACAUUCUGGAUCCCUUGGUGUACAUCCUGCCGACGUACUUCCAGCAGGGAAAGGAAGACAGCGGCCAAGUCUCCAGCCAUCCGGCCCAGGGUAGCAUCCCCCCUGCAUCCUUGGUCCCUUGGCUUCUGCAAGCCCAGAUGGGACAAGCGCAGGCCACAGGGAGACUAAAAAACCAGGCCCCAAACCUGGGGACUGAGGAGGCUGAAGCUGUUCCCCUCAGAGUGUUUCCGGGCACAGAGGAGGAGUGGCAGUCAGGACAGCUGAGGGACUUCCCGUCCCUGUCAGUAACUCUGUGA